CCUAUUACGACAACAUAAGUAUAUAUACACACACACUCGUGUGUAAUAUCUACUAUAUUUAUUUAUUUUUUUGAAAGAAAAUAAGAAUUUAACUGGUAGAUAAACCAACUCUCUGCUUCUUCUUGUUUUGCUGCCAUUACAAAGACACCCAGGCACAGAUAAGGUUUUUUAGCCCCAGCCCAGCAGCCAAGUUUGCUGCUUGGGCAUUCUUGAUUCUGUGGCGAUAGUCGAUCCAAGGCUUGUGAUAAUUUUUAACAUAAUUUAAAGGGACGCUCACAGUGGAGAUUUGUAAUGGCUGCUUCUGGCUCCGCUACUGCAUCGGGAGAUCUCAUGGUGGAUAGCUUAGUGUCGAGUUGUGGAAAUGUUGCAAAUUUCGUGAAGCCUAUUGGGGUUUGUUAUAGCGAUAGAAUUGGUUGUAGGAGUUUCCAAAGAUCGAGCAUGAGACUGAAAAGUAGAGAACCAUACAACCACCGUCCUAUGCAACACGGGUACUUUAUAUUUGAUGUUACACAGAGGUCUUUUAGCUUCAAUCCAGCUUUUGACACUUCUCCAAAAAAUUGCCAUGCCUCCUCUUCACCAUGUUACUCAGAUGAAUUUGUUCCAGAUAUGACAGUGAAUGGACUGUCAUGUGACGAGCAACUUGCAACUACUACAGUCUCAGCUGAUCAAUACGAUAUAGCAGAGAGAAAAUUGAAACUGCUUUCUGGAUCAUGUUACCUGCCACAUCCGGAUAAGGAAGAAACAGGUGGAGAGGAUGCUCAUUUCAUAUGUGUGAAUGAGCAAGUGAUUGGUGUUGCGGAUGGUGUUGGUGGCUGGGCAGAUGUGGGAGUUAAUGCUGGACUAUAUGCCCGUGAACUCAUGUCCAAUUCAGUGCGAGCAAUACUAGAUGAUCCUAAGGAUAGCAUUGAUCCUGCUAGGGUGUUGACUAGAGCACAUUCUGCUACCAAGGCCAAAGGAUCCUCAACAGCCUGCAUCAUAUACCUUAAAGACGAGGGUAUACAUGCUAUUAAUCUUGGUGACAGUGGAUUCAUCAUAGUUAGAGAUGGCUGCACCGUCUUCGAGUCCCCUGUGCAGCAGCAUGGUUUUAAUUUCACAUAUCAGCUGGAGUGUAGUACCAGAGGUGAUCAACCAAGUUCUGGCCAGGUGUUUAUGAUUCCUGUGGUACCUGGAGAUGUGAUUGUUGCUGGGACAGAUGGUUUAUUUGACAAUCUAUUCAAUAACGAGGUAACAUCUAUUGUUCUUCAAGGGACACAAGAAGGUUUAAAUCCAGAGGCUCUAUCUGAGAAACUAGCAGCUUCGGCGCGAGAGAGGGCUCUAGACAGACAUAGGCAAACCCCAUUCUCAACAGCAGCUCAGGAAGCCGGGUAUCGAUAUUAUGGUGGGAAGCUUGACGACAUUACAGUUGUGGUCUCUUAUAUUAACAGCUCGACCAACUAGCAGAGUAAUAGUGAAUGAAGUUAUAGUUGUAGUUUCUUAUACUAGUGUUUUUUGUCGUUUCAUUCCAGAAUAAGCUAUUACUAAAUGGCAAAGAACCGCUUCCGUUGGUAAUAUCUUCAAUGGUUCUUUGUUAUA
Molecule: messenger RNA, 1572 nt
Organism: Daucus carota subsp. sativus
Lineage: Eukaryota; Viridiplantae; Streptophyta; Magnoliopsida; Apiales; Apiaceae
Product: probable protein phosphatase 2C 80
Exons: 5
Coding region: 292-1437 (381 amino acids)
Biological process (GO): protein dephosphorylation
Cellular component (GO): chloroplast
Molecular function (GO): protein serine/threonine phosphatase activity
Source: RefSeq, a predicted model, not a curated record